UGUGUUUUCACUGUCUCGCUGUUGUUCCCGCAAUUCCGCUACUGCCAAAUCAUCAAAUUGCAAGUUGGGUUAUCAACUAAACUCUAAUUUAUCAUAAAAAUUCAAUUUUUAGUUAUCUUUUUGCAUUAUUUCUGCAUUUAUUAUCUGGGUUUAUUGAGUUUUUCUGUUCUUGAGAUGAAAUUCACAUGAACUCAUGUUGGAACCUAUACUUCUGAUCUAAGAUCCAAGACCCAUAUCCUGGAAUUAUGAUAGUUAACACACAAUCUGUUUAUUUCACUGUAGGGAAAUAAUUUUGGUUACUAUCAAGGUUAGGCAAGUUGGGUUUGAAAGUAAAAGAAGAAUAAAGAUCUGGUAAAGUAACUACUGGGAAAAAUUCGUUUUUCUACAUAGGAAUGUCUAAAAGAAUGUCUUUUUGUCAGCUGUGGCAACGGAAAGAAACUUCAAAGAAGUCAAAAUAGGAAGGAAAAGAAAAAUCUUUUGGAUGAGAUUUCAGCCUGUAAUCAGGGGCGGAUGUAGUGUGUUACCAACGGGUUCAAUUGAACCAAUAACUUUAGACGCAGAGUAAAAGUUUAUUAAAAUCGCAAAAAUAGUAGAUAUGAACCUUUAACUUUAAAAAUAUAAUGUGUUAAUGCUAAAACCCUUAAAAGUUAAACCCAUAUAAUUUAAAUCCUGGAUUCGCAUCUGCCUGUAAUGACAUAUUAUGUUCCAUUCGAAGCAAAAGUACCUUAUGAACUUCCUUCUUUUUUCAUGAUUCAGGUGCUUUUAAUUGAUUUUCUUUUUCUGGCCUUCCAUAAAUGAUUUUAUCAAGUUAUACUUCAUCCAUUCUGUUUUAUUUCACAUGUUGGUAGCACUAUGGCGGGAGUCGUGAAUAAGUUCUUUAUCACAUCUUUGAUUAUGUGGGCAGCUCCCGUUGCAAUUUUGUACGCCUUUAACCACAGCUUAAUUCCUGGUGUAACUGACAUGUCUCCUCAUUCUAUGACAUUACUGAGCGGAUUUGUUGCCGUCAUAUCAGUCAAUGUGGUUAUUGCAUUUUACAUAUGCUUGGCAAUGCGAGAACCCUCAGAUAAACAUGAACCUGAUCCUAAAUUCCUGGCAGAGGCCAAAGCUAGCGUAAAGCAGUUAGGGAAAAAUCAAGAUGGUGAUUCAUCAGAAACCCGCUCCAAACAAGAGUGAACGAAAGAUAAAAGGACAUGAAGUUUCUUGACAUGCAUACAGAUUCCAAAAUUUGAAGAAGGCAGCAAAAAAUGGUGAAAUCACUCGACGAGUGCUUUAAGUUUCUUCGCUGUAUUGAACUUGCCGUUCUAACUUUGAGGGAGAAGAGUGCACAAUCAUUAUAAUCUUCCACUUGGUUGUAAUAUUUAAAGCUUGUGAUCGUUGUGUGGAGAACUUUGUUUCCAGUUUAACUUGGUUAUAUUGGUUGGUGCAUAGCACACCACACAUUUUGCUUAUAGUUUGGCUUGUACUUUCAUCUUCAUUCCACUUCUUGGUUCAUAUAUUUACGUUGUAUCUGGCUCAUGAAUAUCAUUCACGAUCAGUAUAGAUAAUUAUUUGACCUCUCC
Messenger RNA from Nicotiana attenuata, 1559 nucleotides. RefSeq lists its product as uncharacterized. Bases 853 to 1173 code for a protein of 106 amino acids. Gene Ontology annotation, cellular component: endoplasmic reticulum membrane. Gene Ontology annotation, biological process: vacuolar proton-transporting V-type ATPase complex assembly. The transcript has 2 exons. Lineage: Eukaryota; Viridiplantae; Streptophyta; Magnoliopsida; Solanales; Solanaceae. The record is from RefSeq and is a predicted model, not a curated record.